Messenger RNA from Cygnus olor (mute swan), 2963 nucleotides. Its product is annotated as B-cell differentiation antigen CD72-like. Gene Ontology annotation, cellular component: plasma membrane. Lineage: Eukaryota; Metazoa; Chordata; Aves; Anseriformes; Anatidae. The transcript has 8 exons. The coding region runs from base 532 to 2088 and encodes 518 amino acids. The record is from RefSeq and is a predicted model, not a curated record. Gene Ontology annotation, molecular function: transmembrane signaling receptor activity.
GCACCGCCAGCACGUCCCCUCCCACGCCCCGAGAGCCGUCACGGUCCCCUGGGUGCACGGCAGCUCUCGGGCAGCGGUUUUUGGGGGCACGGGCGGAGCAGAGGUGGGCCCAAAUUCCUGGUGCUUGGGGAGAGCCUCCUCUUGCUCCUUCUCUGUCCUGACAUCCAUCUCUCCAUACUUCAGAGGCCUCUCCUCCAGGGAAUGGGGAGAGUCACAGCCAGCUUCAGGGGGUCCAAGGAGGAGUCUGCAGAGCCAAAGCUGCAGCAGCUUCCCCCCAGCCUUCAGCAAGGAGAUGGAGCACGUCCUGCGGGGCACGUGGUGACCGGGGGGACACAACGCUGGCCGAGUGGGAUUUGCCAAGGAGCACUGGGAACAAGUGCCCCCAUGGGCUGGGGACCUGGGGACAGCAACGGGGGACUUGUACCGUGACCCUUCAGGGCUGGGACACGGAGAGAUUGGCUGGUGGGAACAGGAGAGCAAGCGGCCGUGCUGGAUGGGCUGGGGGGACCUGGGACAAAUGUCCUGGCACAAAUGCCCAUCACAAAUGCCCAUCACAAAUGCCCUGGGGGUGGCUGGAGGGACACCAGGGUCCCAGCCCUCCCCAGGAGCCCCUGGGGAGUGACGAGGUGCAGGAGCUCAAGGUGCCACCCGGAGCCCCCUUCAGGUGCCAUCAGGGCGAACGCUUCCACCCCUGCGAUGCUCAGACCCCCUGCCUGGGGGUGCGCUGCCUCACCCAGUCCUGCUCAGGGGAUUUGGGUCUCCCUCAGCCCGCCGAGCCGCAGGGCUCAGCCCCACACCGCCGUGCACCCAGGGGACUGUGACGGCUCUCGGGGCGUGGGAGGGGACGUGCUGGCGGUGCUGGGGCUGCGGGGAGGGGGCCGGUCCCCGCGGCCGUGCCUCGCUGGUCCCAUCUGCCACAUCUCGCAGCCAACUUCUGCUUCUGCGAGCGCCGGCCUCACUUCUCCUUUGCACCCCGAGACGGGCGAGCGCCAGGCAGCGGGGCCACCCCACAGAGCCGGGUGGGAGCCAGCAGGGAUCGGGACUUGCCCAGCACCUUCCCGCAUGGCACAGAGCGUGCUCUACGCCGACCUGCGCUUCGCCAAGGGGCCAGGGGGCCGCGGCACGGCCAGCCAGGCGCUGGAGGCAGCCCUUGGCAUGGACGAGGCCGAGAGCCCCUACGAGAACAUGGCAUCGGGGCCGGCGCCCGCGGGGCCGGCUGGGGAAGGGGCCCUGGAAAGCCCAGGGCCCUGCUCCCGGCGGCGCUGCAUCUCUGCGGGGCUGCUGGUCACCUGCCUGCUGCUGCUGGUGGCUGCCGUGGUCCUGGGGGCCUGUUACUGGCAGGCGACCCGUGAGCUGCGGGACGCGUCCCGGGAGCAGGCGGCCGAGCGCGGCCGCUUCUCGCAGGAGGCGCGGGCGUGGGAGCAGAGCCUGGAGCAGGCGCGCCGGGAGCUGGCGCAGGCACGCGCGGAGCUGCAGCGAGCGUGGCGAGAGGGCAACAGCAGCCUGCUGGAGCUGGGCAGGCAGGAGGCCGAGCUGGCGCGCGUCUCGGGGGCCCUGGCCGGCGCCGAGAGGGAGCUGCAGGACGUGCAGGGGAGGCUCAACACCAGCGAGAGCACCGUGACCCUGCUGCGCUCCUGCACGGCUAUAGACUGCUGCCCCUCGGGCUGGCUGCUCUACCGUGGCAAGUGCCUCUUCGUCUCGUCGGAGAAGAAGACGUGGGAUGACAGCAGAACGGAGUGUGAGAAUAAAUACUCUCAGCUCCUGAUCACCAAGUCCUGGAGUCGCUGGACAGUGCCGAGCUUCCUGAAGAAUGCGGACACCGUGUACUGGAUCGGGCUGCAGAAGACCAGCUUCCCCUGGUACGACUACGGCUGGCUGGAGGAAGGGGAGCCGGACAGCGACGGGAUCACGGAUGCCUGGUUCUGGGUGGACGGCUCGCUUUACGACAGGCCGUGGCAGUCGAAGCUGAACGGGUCCUGUGCCGUAAUCAGCCGCGGGAACAUCAAGCCGGCGCCGUGCAAGGCUCCAGAUGACCUGCAUCUCUGGAUCUGCGAGAAGGCGGCGGGGCCGAGCUCCCCUUUCGGGUGAUGGGUGGUGGCUGCUGGCCACGAACCCGCACCCCUCUGCUUCAGCCCUGCUGCACCCCACGACGGAGCCUGCCCCAUGCGCAUCAGCCCCCUCCUGUGCUGCGGAGCCCUGCCCGACCCCAAACGAGGUGCUCGAGCGGGGCAGCACGUCCCCAAACGCCAGCCCCAUGCCCCCAAGAGCGAGCCCCCGUGGCCAGCGCCGCCACCGUGCAGUAGCCCCAGCCCUGAGGCUGGAGCAGGGGAUAGCACGGCGGCACCUGCCUCCGCCACGGUGCCCACCCCACUUUUAGGCUUUUAGGAUGGCCGCAGCUUUCAGGCAGCCCAUGGAAAGCCACGGAGCCCAAGGAUGGAGCCAUCACCAGCACUGGCAUUUAGGAUUUUUCCUGCUAAUUAGGGAGUAGAGCAGUGACCUUUAGGAUCGCACCGUUUUGAUAGCAAAAGCAGCGCCAGCGCUCGCAGUGGAUGGACACGAGACAAGUCACCGGGGAUUUAAAUAGCUGCUACACGUGCAACAUGGCCCUGAUUUACGUUCAGCCUGGCAAGAGCAGAGGAAGUCAUGUUCAACCAGGCAAAGAUGCUCUGAGUUUAUUAUCGGGCCGUGCGUGCCAUUUAUAGCCAAUUAAUUGGUAUGUAAAUCACUCUGUUUGAAGAGCACAGGGCUGUUACAGGCGGGCGUUUUGGAGGUGCACGUGUCACUCCUCUGUCUUGUCCACUGGCUGAACCCACUUUGUAGCAAAUAAAGAGCUUGUCUGCUGAUUGCCUCUGCCUUUACCACUCCGAAACAGACUCCAGGGCACCAACCCAACGAUCCCAAACCAGAAACUGGAAUUUCACCAAAGCUGCCCCAACUGAGGUGGCCACUUUGGGGACACUCAG